This is a messenger RNA of Castor canadensis (American beaver), 2187 nucleotides long. It is a transcript of the gene Acadvl, whose product is annotated as acyl-CoA dehydrogenase very long chain. The record is from RefSeq and is a predicted model, not a curated record. Gene Ontology annotation, molecular function: very-long-chain fatty acyl-CoA dehydrogenase activity; fatty-acyl-CoA binding; flavin adenine dinucleotide binding. Lineage: Eukaryota; Metazoa; Chordata; Mammalia; Rodentia; Castoridae.
GUAUACCCAGCCUUGGGCAGAUAGGACGAGAGGGAGGUCAGUGUUAACAUAGUGGCAGCUGGAGCGGCUGACGCUGGCAGCUGGAGAUGCAGACCGCUCGAAUGACCCCGAGCGUGGGGCGGCAACUGCUGAGGUUAAGAGGCCGAAGCCCGCGAUCCAAUGCGCUCCUGGAGCAGCCCCGGCUUGCCUCUGCCCAUCGACCCUAUGCCAGUGGGGCCGCUCAGGCGGUUCUAGACAAGUCAGACUCCCCCUCCUCCGAUGCUUCAACCAGGGAAAAACCGGCCAAGGCGGAGUCUAAGUCCUUUGCUGUGGGGAUGUUUAAAGGCCAGCUCACCACGGAACAGGUGUUUCCAUACCCCUCUGUGCUCACAGAGGAGCAGACACAGUUUCUCAAAGAGCUGGUGGGACCUGUGGCCCGUUUCUUCCAGGAGGUGAAUGAUCCUGCCAAGAAUGACACUCUGGAGCAGGUGGAGGAAAACACUUUGCAGGGCCUCAAGGAGCUGGGGGCCUUUGGUCUGCAGGUGCCCAGUGAGCUGGGUGGUGUGGGCCUCUGCAAUACUCAGUAUGCUCGCUUGGCAGAGAUCGUGGGUAUGCAUGACCUCGGUGUGGGCGUUACCCUGGGGGCUCAUCAGAGCAUCGGUUUCAAAGGCAUCUUGCUCUUUGGCACGAAGGCCCAGAAAGAAAAAUACCUACCCAAAGUGGCAUCUGGGGAGAUGUUGGCUGCCUUCUGCCUAACCGAGCCCUCAAGUGGAUCAGAUGCAGCCUCCAUCCGAAGCUCAGCUGUGCCCAGCUCCUGUGGAAAAUAUUAUACCCUCAAUGGAAGCAAGAUUUGGAUCAGUAAUGGGGGCCUGGCAGACAUUUUCACAGUCUUUGCCAAGACACCAGUUACAGAUGCAGCCACAGGGGUCGUGAAGGAGAAGAUCACAGCUUUUGUGGUGGAAAGGAGCUUUGGCGGUGUUACCCAUGGGCCCCCCGAGAAGAAGAUGGGCAUCAAGGCCUCGAACACAGCAGAGGUGUACUUUGACGGAGUACGGGUGCCAGCAGAAAAUGUGCUGGGAGAAGUGGGGGGUGGCUUCAAAGUUGCUAUGCACAUCCUCAACAAUGGAAGGUUUGGGAUGGCUGCAACCCUGGCAGGUACCAUGAAAGCCAUCAUUGCCAAGGCGGUGGACUAUGCUGCUAAUCGUACUCAGUUUGGAGACAAAAUUCAUAACUUUGGAAUGAUCCAAGAGAAGCUGGCCCGGAUGGCUAUGCUGCAGUAUGUGACUGAGUCCAUGGCUUACAUGCUGAGUGCCAACAUGGACCAGGGAUCCACAGACUUCCAGAUAGAGGCCGCUAUCAGCAAAAUCUUUAGCUCGGAGGCAGCCUGGAAGGUGACAGAUGAGUGCAUCCAAGUCAUGGGGGGCAUGGGCUUCAUGAAGGAGCCUGGGGUAGAGCGUGUGCUCCGAGAUACUCGAAUCUUCCGGAUCUUUGAGGGGGCAAAUGACAUUCUUCGGCUGUUUGUGGCUCUGCAGGGCUGUAUGGACAAAGGCAAAGAACUCUCUGGGCUUAGCAGUGCCCUAAAGAAUCCUUUUGGGAAUGCUGGCCUCCUGCUGGGAGAGGCAGGCAAACAGCUGAGGCGGCGGGCAGGGAUGGGCAGUGGCCUGAGUCUCAGUGGAGUCAUUCACCCAGAGUUAACUCGGAGUGGUGAGUUGGCAGUGCAGGCUUUGGAGCAGUUUGCCACUGUGGUGGAAGCCAAGCUGAUAAAACACAAGAAGGGGAUUAUCAAUGAGCAGUUUCUGCUGCAGCGCCUGGCAGAUGGGGCCAUUGACCUGUAUGCCAUGGCGGUGGUUCUCUCCAGGGCUUCAAGAUCCCUGAGUGAGGGCUACCCCACAGCCCAGCAUGAAAAAAUGCUCUGUGAUAGCUGGUGUAUUGAGGCUGCAGCUCGCAUUCGGGAAAACAUGGCUGCUCUGCAGUCUGAAUCAUGGCAGCAGGAACUCUUCCGUAACUUCAAAAGCAUCUCCAAAGCCUUGGUAGAGCGGGGUGGUGUGGCCACCAGCAACCCCCUUGGCUUCUGAAUCCUCUCAGUCAUGGCCUGACCAAGUUAUGUGCCUUCUCUUGGGGCUCUGGUUCACCCUGUAGGGAGCCUUGUGUUCCCAGGACUGUGCCUGCCCUCAAGAGUACUUACUGCCUUACAAUAAAGUUUUUAAC